Pseudovirgaria hyperparasitica is the source of this 688-nucleotide messenger RNA. RefSeq lists its product as uncharacterized. Lineage: Eukaryota; Fungi; Ascomycota; Dothideomycetes; Acrospermales; Acrospermaceae. The coding region runs from base 192 to 557 and encodes 121 amino acids. The transcript is spliced from 4 exons. The record is from RefSeq and is a predicted model, not a curated record.
UCGUCCACGAGCAAACAGAUGCUGUACGCCCCGUCACAAUCUGGACUGCGGCGUAGUCGUUCUUGUCAUCGUCGUCUGCAUCUGCUGCAUCUGAAUCUCAUCUCUGUCUCGGUCGUUCGUAGCACGCAGUACCAGCUUCUGGCCUCGGCGGAUCGCGCCGGUGCCGAUGUGAGUCCCGGGCUCGGGAAUUGAUGAGAUGGCAGAACGAGCAUGGUGUGAUGAGGACGUUGACGAGGAUGAGUAUGAGGAUGAUCCUGAUGGGUCUGCUGCUUACACUCUGCGCCCGGGUUGAAAAUAUAUACUUUGUAGCGAGCAACAAUGCUGAGCUGGGUGAAUUAAUAGACUUUCGUGCACGCUGGAACAUCCCAAACAACCGUCCACUCGUCCAUCCACUGUCCAAGCUGUCUCGUCGGCGUCCUCACUCAAUGAAUCACUCACGGCUUAUGCCGCCUUUCCAAAUCUGUAAUUCAAUUCAAUUCCCGUCCCUCAUCAGCCCAUCUAAAGACUGCGGGGGUGCGUGUCGUUCCUGGUGUUCGGGUCCAGUAAGAAAAGGCUGACCGGUCGAUCUCCCGCGCGCGCGCACGGAAAAUGAACACACAGAUGAAAAAGUUGUGUCAAUCAUAAGAAGUCACUGAUCGCUCGCUAGCAAGAUGAGGAGAGAGAGAAGAGAAGAGAGACCGGAUAUCCA